GUUUCCUCCUAUCAGAACUGCUCUUGAUCCCCUUGUUGACAAUCCUCUCCUCCUCGGCAUCUUCCGCCUCCCUCCUCCGCUUUAACACCCGCAUGUCAUUCUCCUUCACUGCCCCCACUUCAACCAAUAGGUUAUCCAACUCGAGCAUGCUCAUCCUUGGCCCACCCACCGUCAUAAGCGUGACAAUCUGCUUGACAAUAUCCCCGUUUUUGUAAACCAAGAUGGUAGGGCAGUUCUUCUCGGGGUACCCCUCGAUCGCUCGGUUAGCGGGCAUCUCGCAGAACUUGAUGUCACCGUAUUCCUCUGCUGCCUGACGCCACAGUUGGCCCAGAACGCGGGACUCGACGUUGGUGGAGAGGGAGGAGGCGAGGUGGACGAAGACGGGGCCGUUGUUGGAGGCUUCGGUUACGUCGCGUUGGUAGUCUGGCUUGGAUAGGGGGUAGACAGAGCCGUGGAUGGACUUUUUGGAGAGGGCCGAUAGCUCCUGGAGGCGUUUCUGGCGGUAGGAUUCAAGGAAAUCUUCGUCUUCUUCGUCUUCGAGAGAAUCGAGGUCCGAGAGGUCUUUGCCUUCGAGGCGGUUUUCGUGGGCGAGGCGGCGGGCUUCGAGGAUGGCUUCUUGGAUCAUGGGGGUGGGGGAGGGUGGCUUUUCGGGGAUGAUUUUGUGUUUGCGGAGGAUUUCAUUCCUUAUAGGGGUUAGUUGAUUGUAGGGUGAGGAUGAAGAGGUAUUACUGACCAUUCUGUGUCGGCGUUGGGGUCGUCGAUGGGAACGGCGAUGCGCUGGUCCAUUGGAGCUGCCAUCUUGAGGGAUGUGUUUGAGGUUGCCCUCGUGCUGUGCUUCUAGUGAAUGGUUUUCUGUUGAAUUGUAGAUAGAUUACGGUCAAUGUUGCUUCUAACUUCAGCCCUGUAUCCCGUUGUCGUCACCCAAUGUCGCCAGUACAGUAUUGUUGCUGCCUUGAUGCUUCACAAGGAGCAUUCAUUCAUCGCCCCUAUUGUCAAGGUAAGCUCCAGCGAGUACGUACCCAAAGUGACGACCCGCCCCGCCUUUGUAGCCUGGACCCCACCAUGGACCUCUUUGCUCUCUGCUGAGUUGGAGGCAGGCCCCACUUGCACUGUACGGCGCAUUUCAUUGGCUCACGGAUCGAGCCCUAACUCCAAGGCCAAUUUUGCGAUUUGCCGCUCACGCACCCAAAUUUUGCCUUUGGUCUCUCGAGUAGCUGGGCCUUCGAAAAUCCCCUCCGCAACCGCCAACAACGAGCGUAGAUUCUGCCGCCAAACCACCCCAGAUCUCAUCACCACCCAAGGCUCGUUGUCCGAUUCAUCAAGAGUAAUACUCUCAAAAAUCAGUCAAGAUGGUUCUCGCCGUUGAUCUCAUCAACCCCAGCCCCGCUGCUGAGGCCCGCAAGCACAAGCUCAAGACCCUUGUGCCCGCCCCCCGCUCCUUUUUCAUGGACGUCAAGUGCCCCGGAUGCUUCACCAUCACCACCGUCUUCUCCCACGCCCAGACCGUCGUCAUCUGCCAGGGCUGCACGACCGUCCUCUGCCAGCCUACCGGUGGUAAGGCCAGACUCACCGAGGGCUGUUCUUUCCGCAGAAAGUAGAUGGCUUCGUUAGCUGUUUUCUUUUUCUCGGCAUAAUGGCAUGGUAAAUGGGAUCAUCUCGGUAUCUGCGGCUACUUCCAGUCGGGGCGUCUAGACAUUACUCUUGAUCGUCAAUCAAAAUCAUUUGCGGACAUCCACCAACUACCACGCGCAGCACCAUGGAAGGCGUUAGGGGGUCUGGAAAUCUUUUGUCUUGGUCGCCUUCUUCGACUUUCAUCCUGCGGUGUGCUGCGUUUUCCUGACGUCGUGUUGUCUUUGCUGUAACGGGCAGGUUUAUACUGCGUGGGAGGGAUCAAUCAGCGCAAAGCCAGUUUUUACACGUGCUUGGGACCAAUAUCUACCUUUGCGGGUGGGAUGUGGUUGGCAGUCGCCGCUGAAUGCGAGAUCGAGGAUCGCCAAAAGUCUUGGUUCAGUAGACAAGGUAGAGGAGGAAUCUUUGUGCUUUGUUAUGAAUUCAGGAGAGGCUCCAUCAUGCAUUUUCGAGUCCCCUCAGUGAUUUAGCUGCUGUGUCUGCAUUUGACUCUGGCUAGCCUGUUUUCAUGUUUGCGGUUGAUAGUCGACGUCCGGCUUUGCUAUUAUGAAGAGAAGCA
Messenger RNA from Podospora pseudopauciseta, 2188 nucleotides. RefSeq lists its product as uncharacterized. Bases 881 to 1366 code for a protein of 161 amino acids. The transcript is spliced from 3 exons. The record is from RefSeq and is a predicted model, not a curated record. Lineage: Eukaryota; Fungi; Ascomycota; Sordariomycetes; Sordariales; Podosporaceae.